Messenger RNA from Fusarium keratoplasticum, 2088 nucleotides. Its product is annotated as Metallophos domain-containing protein. Gene Ontology annotation, biological process: GPI anchor biosynthetic process. The record is from RefSeq and is a predicted model, not a curated record. Gene Ontology annotation, cellular component: endoplasmic reticulum. The transcript is spliced from 2 exons. Lineage: Eukaryota; Fungi; Ascomycota; Sordariomycetes; Hypocreales; Nectriaceae. Bases 1 to 2088 code for a protein of 695 amino acids.
AUGUCGGGUCGCCACUACCAGUAUCGCCCCAACGCCAAGAUCAACUUCAACGACCUGUCGGUAGCCGAGGUGCUCUGGCUCAACGCAAAGCAGAUAGGCCACCAGGUAGGCCGGUGGGCCGUCGGUCCGUGGCGGAGGAUGGCCAUCGCGGCGGGCAGGAGGGUAGCGCACCAAGUGCGUCGCAACCUCACGUCUCGCCGGCUGCUGAGCUUCCCGCAUGUGCUGGUCGUGUUUUGGGUCUUUGUGCUGCUCUAUGGGGAGAGGUGGGUGUUUGAUGGGAAGGUGGCCAACUGCGAUUGGGAUCAUUGGGAGAAAUGGCCGAAAGAUGCGAAACCUCACCACCUCGUCUUCGUUGCCGACCCUCAACUUAUCGAUCCGCAUUCCUACCCCGGCCGACCAUGGCCUCUAAACCCCCUGACGGUGCUCAUAACCGACAACUACCUCAAGCGCGGCUAUGGCGCGAUGCAGCAUCGGCUGCACCCGGACAGCGUAUUCUUCCUCGGCGACCUUUUCGACGGCGGCCGCGAGUGGAAGACGAGCAAGGGCAACUUUGUCGAUCCGAAAUGGGGACGGGGACGUUCCAAGGACGAGAAGAAAUGGGUCCAGACAUGGCACAACAAAUACGGAGACGACUUUUGGCUGCAAGAGUAUGAGCGAUUCGGGGAUAUUUUCCUCGACAGCUGGAACAAGGGCGGCGAGGUGCCUGGAUCCUGGCAGCGCGGGCGAAAGCUUGUCGCCAGUCUUCCAGGUAAUCAUGACUUGGGUUUUGGCGCUCAGGUUCAGGUUCCAGUGCGGGAUCGCUUCAGCGCAUUCUUUGGCGAUGUGAAUCGCGUGGAUGUUGUCGGAAACCACACCAUCGUGUCGGUCGACUCGGUUUCUCUGAGCGCAGACACCUCCGAGUACAAGAACCAGCACGAUCUGAGGCCGAUUUACGGGCCCGUAAACGAAUUUCUGGAGGGCGUCAAGGUCACGAAGCGGAAGGCUGUGGAAGAGGAGUUGCGCCAUUGGCAUGAUCUUCAGGGGGGACUGCAUUACCCGCAUGAUGUCGAGGAACUGGACAAGUCGAAUCCUACCUGGGGUCGUGCUGUUGAUACUGAGGCGGCUUCUCAGGGACCCGACUUUCCUACGAUUCUUCUUACUCACGUCCCAUUGUAUCGUGCGCCUGGCACCCCUUGCGGGCCGAAACGCGAGCAUUGGCCCCCGGCGAAGCCUCCCAAGGGACAAAAGGGGCCGGUUAUCCCUGACGAACCGAAUGCUAUCAGCGUCGUGGGAGGAUACCAGUAUCAGAACGUGCUCAACGAGGCUGAUUCGGUCAAGUUGGUGAAGAGCAUUGGCAACGUCAAGCACGUCUUUUCUGGAGACGACCACGACUACUGCGAGGUGGUGCACUCAGAUGCGAAGGAGAACGUUCGCGAAAUCACGGUCAAGAGUAUGAGCAUGGCCAUGGGCGUCCCCACGCCUGGUUUCCUUAUGGUCAGCUUGUACAACCCUGUUGAUGCUAAGGGCAAGCCUCUUCCAGGAGCGCCAGAACAGACGAUUCAGACGCAUCUGUGCCUUUUGCCCAACCAGUUCCAUACCUAUAUGGAGUAUAUCGUCUUUCUCAUCGUCACCCUCGUCCUCCUAACCGUUCGGGCAUUCCUCGUUCCCGCCCUCUCACUCACACCUUUCGCCCUUGAGCCUGAGAAGCAAUCCGCCUCAACCGUCCUACCUCUGUAUAAGGACAAGAUGGAUCCUCCUGAGGCCUUUCCUUCGCGCACAACAUCGUCGUCAGGCACGUCGGCGCACCAUCUCCCCUCGCGGCUCUCUGCCGCAGCGCCACGCAACGCCCGGAGCAAGUCUCCCGCGCCUUCAGCCUCGCCCCGGUGGCAAGCGCGGCGCGGAGCGGGCGGAGGCCGGAAUGCCAAGCGUUGGGGAUGGGGAGCCGACGGCGGGCCGCGGAUCCAUCUUGACACCAGUCUCUUUGACGCGGGGACCCAGGAGAGGCGUGUUGGUGGUAGAAAGGCUCUCAGCGUGGUUGGACGCGAGCUGUGGACGACGACAUGGCGUGUGGCAUGGAUGGCGGUGUUGUUCUGGGUUUAUCUCAACUAG